Molecule: messenger RNA, 3465 nt
Organism: Raphanus sativus (radish)
Lineage: Eukaryota; Viridiplantae; Streptophyta; Magnoliopsida; Brassicales; Brassicaceae
Exons: 3
Coding region: 1-3465 (1154 amino acids)
Source: RefSeq, a predicted model, not a curated record
AUGGAAUAUUUCAGAAAACGUGGGGAGAAGAAUAAAAGAGAAAAAGAGAUACCGAGCUCAGGCAACCGAUUAUCUUGGGCGUUUGCGCGCGACUGCAGGCUGAAAGAGAUACCGAGCUCAGGCAACCGAUUAUCUUGGGCUGGAGUUAGAGAGAUCAUGAGCAAUGGUGUUAAAGAAAAGGUGUGGGUUCAAUGCAGAUUGGAUAGGGCGUUCGGAAACGCUGAAUGGUUUCGUCUCUUCCCAAACUCUCACUCGUUCUAUCUGGAGAAGACAGGUUCUGACCAUAGACCGAUUUUCACGGGACUGGAUGCUACAGUGCAGAGGAGGACAGGAAGGUUUACUUUUGAUAAAAGAUGGUGUGCUAAACCUGGGAUUCAGGAGAUCAUACGUAGAGGCUGGAGCGUGGGUAAUCCCUCAGGGGAGGCAUCUGUAUCGGAGCGCAUCCGUUCUUGUAGAAUGGAGCUAUCAAAAUGGAAGCGAACAGCUAAUGUGAACUCUAAUAUGAGCAUCAUGAAGUUGCGCAGAGAGUUGGAGGUGGAGGAGAGUAAAAUCAGACCUGAUCUCGCGAGACUGCCAAUGAUGCGUCUGGAGUUGGAAAAGGCAUAUCAAGAAGAGGAGACUUUUUGGCAACAACGGAGUAAAAAUUCUUGGCUACGAGUUGGUGACAAGAAUACUAAAGUCUUUCAUGGUUGGGUGGAGUCUAGGAGGAUGAAGAAUAAGGUUCAUUCUUUGAUCAGUCCUGAUGGGUCGGAGCACUUCGAUGAAGAUAUGAAAGGGAAGAUAGCGGUUGACUAUUUCACUGAUUUGUUCACUUCAAAUGGGUCUGCUUCUCCAGUUGAGUUGUUGGAAGGAAUGACGCCAAGGGUAACAGAGCGAAUGAACAGAGACCUGAUUAAACCGGUAUCAGAUGCGGAGAUCAAGAGUGCGGUGAAGGCAAUCAAAUGCGAUAGCUCCCCGGGUGUUGAUGGGAUGACAGGUCAUUUUUUCCAGAAGUUUUGGAACAUCACAGGCCAGCAAGUGACGAAGGAGGUGCGGAACUUCUUUGAGUCAGGUCAGCUCCCUAUGGACUGGAACUUCACAGAGCUCUGUCUAUUGCCUAAAGUUCUCAACCCGAAUCAGAUGAAGGAUCUAAGACCUAUUAGCUUGUGUUCUGUGGUCUACAAAAUUGUCUCCAAGGUGAUGUGUGAUCGGCUCAAGACCAUCUUGCCGCAUAUAAUCUCACCAGCUCAAGGAGCUUUUGUAGGAGGUCGCCUUAUCUCUGAUAACUUGCUCAUUGCACAUGAGAUGGUUCAUGGUUUGAGGACCAACCCUAUGUGCAAAUCAGAUUUCAUAGCCAUUAAAACUGAUAUGUCCAAGGCGUAUGAUAGGGUGGAGUGGAAUUUCUUGGAAGCCUUGUUCUCCAAGUUGGGUUUUCAUUCUACAUGGAUUGCUUGGAUUAUGAGCUGUGUGCGGUCAGUUUCCUACUCGGUGCUACUGAAUGGGCAAGCAUAUGGCCACAUUACUCCUCAACGUGGUAUCAGACAAGGAGAUCCUCUUUCUCCUUUUCUUUUUAUACUAUGUGCAGAGGCGUUAAUUCACACAAUGAACCAGGGGGAGCAGAAUGGGAGGAUCACAUGCAUGAAGAUAGCAUCGAACUGUCCAUCGGUUCAACAUCUCCUAUUUGCUGAUGAUAGUUUCUUUCUCUGUAGAGCUACUUUGGCUGAAUGCUCCGAGUUCUUACGACGCCUCAAGCUAUAUGGAGACUCCUCCGGUCAGGUUAUUAACUUCCAGAAGUCGGCGAUCACUUAUGGAGCAGGUAUUGAUGCAGUGAUGAAGCGUGUAUUGGCUGAGUUUCUGGGUAUCGAGAAUGAAGGUGGGGAUGGAAAAUACUUAGGCUUGCCGGAAUGCUUCAGUGGUUCUAAGCAGAAGCUCCUUGCUUUCAUUGGAGAGAAGCUGAAUAAGAGACUUCGAGGUUGGUUUGCUAAGAAGUUGUCCUUGGGCGGCAAGGAGGUUUUACUCAAGUCCAUAGCGAUGGCGUUACCGGUGUAUGCAAUGUCUUGUUUCAGGUUGAUAAAGCAUCAUUGUCAAAAGAUUAUGAGUGCUAUGGCAAGUUUCUGGUGGGAUGAAUGCGGAGAGAAGAGAAAGAUCCAUUGGAUCUCUUGGAAGAAGAUGUGUAUCUCAAAGGAGAACGGGGGCCUUGGUUUUAGAGAUAUGGAAGAUUUUAAUCAGGCUUUAUUGGCAAAGCAGGCCUGGAGGUUACUAAACAACCCUGAGAGUCUAAUCGCACAGAUUUAUAAAGGACGGUAUUUCAAUAACCGAAGCUUCAUGGACUGUGGAAAAGGCAUACGUCCAUCUUAUGCAUGGCGUAGUAUUCUUUUUGGACGUGACCUCUUGCAAAAAGGGUUAAUCAAGUCUAUAGGAGAUGGAGCAUCGACGUUUGUGUGGUCAGAGAAAUGGAUUAUGGAUGACACUCCCCGUAGACCAGUCAGCAAGCAAAUCAUAUUCGAUGCUAACCUCAAAGUGAGCGCUCUAAUUAAUAGUGAUGGGAGCUGGAAUGUGAAUUUGUUGAAUGAGUUGUUUCCCAUCAACGAAGUUCAACGUAUUACUCAGUUACCGACAGGAGCAUCUCAAGAUAGAGAGAUAUGGGCUUUCACUCCCAAUGGUUCGUACUCUGUUAAAAGUGGGUACUCUCUUGCAGCUCAAGAAAAAGAAGCAGAGGCGUUAGGAGGUGAUGAGGUGAGCCACGAGGUUUUAGAGCUCAAACGUUUGAUAUGGAAGGCUCCGACAGUUCCUAAAAUAAGAAGCUUCCUCUGGAGAGCUGCAUCUGGUGCUCUAGCGGUCGCGGAGAGACUGAACACGAGGGGAAUGAACGUUGAAGCUAAUUGCAAGCUCUGUUCGGGCGCCAACGAAUCCAUUGCGCAUGUGUUAUUUCUCUGUCCGGUGGCGCAAGACAUAUGGGCACGAAUGGGUUUUACUCCGGUAGUAGCUCAAAGUGACCAGUCGUUGAGUGAGCUUCUUUUGUUACAUCUUAAGCUGAUGACGGAACCGAGUUUACCGGUAGCUCAACGCCAAACUAUCCCAUGGAUUUUCUGGACGAUCUGGAAGAAUAGAAACUCUGUUCUUUACGCGGAAACUCAAAUCUCCAUUGAGGUGCAGCUGCAACUGAUAAGGGAUGAUGCAAGACUGUGGACUGAGCUCAAUGAUAGUCAAGCAAAUGAAGAGACUGUGAAUGGUUUACUGGAGGAAGCAAUAGGGAAGGCAAUAGACUGGCCCAGAUACCGUAUCAUCCUCAGUCGGAUUCAAGGUUUGUGUGCACAGUUUCCUGCAGUUGCGUUUCAAUUGAAAUCCCCGAUUUCAAACAGAGUUGCUAGAGAAAUUGCGAAGAGUGUGCUCAGGGAUGGAAGAUUCCAAUCUUACUUAGCCCUCGGAGGACCUGCGUGGCUUCAUCAUUUAAUCAACAGAGAAGCUGCUUUCUUACGCUCGUAG